AGAGUGUAGGAAUGCGCCCCAACUGGUUCCACGCCACUGCAGUCAGUGGGGCAAGCAGUGGGUAAAGCAAGGGGUGGAGAUGUUCUAAUUCCAGGGCUGAUCUUUCCAUGGGAGCAGCACUUCCCUUGGUGCAUUGGGAAAAAGAUGAGUCACUGGCCUGUGCUGCUUCUGGGUCACUAAUAAAAUCACAGAAUGGAAUGGGUUGAAGGGACCUUAAAGAUCAUCUACUUCCAACCCCCCUGAUGUGAGCAGGGAACCUGCCACUACCCCAGGAAAAAAGGACUUUGGGAUAUUCCCCAGGCCAAAUUCCCCCUUGCAGUAUGAAAACUGCUAUUGGAAUUAUGUUGUUCAGGGCUGUGUUGCAUUAAAUUAUAUAUAUGAGCUAGGAUGGAAACUCCUCCACUUCCUUGGUCCUAUUUAUCUUCAUGGACUUUGCCACAGGAACUUAAGGAGAAUGUUUUGUGUAUUUCUGAGUUGCAGCUUCCCUUCAAAUCUAGGGCAGAGUGUGACAAGGACCUGCUAAUCCCUCCGCAGCUGCUGGAGAUGCCAGAGGGCCCGUCAGUGAGGAAGUUCCAGCUGCUGACCUCCCCUUUUAUGGGACAAGUGGUGGCCAAGGUGGGGGGAAGCAGCAGGAAGCUCAAUGUGAACGAUCUGAAUGCCCUGAGGCUCCAGGACUCCCAGGUUCAUGGGAAGAACUUGUACCUGGCAUUUGUGGCAGCUGAAGGUCCCUUUGGACCAACUGCAGAAGAGACAGCGCUGCAAAGAGAGGCUGCUUGUGGGGCACACUGUCCUGCCCAGGAACAGCAAGGACAUCCCAGUUCCCAGGAUGAGGAGCUGCAGGAGCCCCAGCACUCAAGAUCUGAAGCCUCAGAGGCAGCAGAGGGUCGUGGCAAUUGGCUGCGCAUCCACUUUGGCAUGUUCGGCAGCGUCCGGGCAAACGAGUUCUCAAGGGCCAACAGAGCCAAUAAAAGGGGGGACUGGAAGGAUCCUGUGCCCAGGCUGGUUCUGCACUUCGAGAGCGGAGGCUUCCUUGUUUUCUACAACUGCCGGAUGCUCUGGUGCUCCUCUCCGAGGACUGAUCCUGCUUCUGACAUCCUGUCUCUGGAAUUCCACCGUGGCCGGGCGCUGCGUGCCCUCUGUGCACCCAAUCCCAUCUGCUAUACCCUCCUAGACCAAAGAUAUUUCUCAGGGCUGGGGAACAUCAUUAAGAACGAGAUCUUGUACCUGGCCAGGAUCCACCCGUUAACACCAGGCUCUCUCUUGGCUCUCCCAGAUCUGGAGCGUCUGCUGGACUGCGCCGUUCAGUUCAGCUCUGAGUGGCUGCACAACAAACUGCGUGGCCAAGGGCUGCACCCCCAGGUGUACCAGAAGGAGCAGUGUCCCCUGGGCCACCCGCUGAUGAAGGGCACUUUUGGACCCUCGGGUGGCUUCAAGAGACUUACGUGGUGGUGCCCACAGUGCCAGCCUGCGGUGCUGCCAGGGGCUGGGGACCCUUCCCCAGUCACUGAGUGACCUGUCCUGCAGGAUGCUGGCUGCUCUCUGAUCCAUGCUCUUUGUUGUCCUAGAAGGUCUCUGUGGUUUCUUUGAGGCUGUUGAGUUUGGCCCUUAAGGAGCUGGCACAGUUCAGUGCUCAGUGGAGGUCCCAGGUCCCCUGAGUGGCUGCAGAAAGGAAAAAGUGGCUGUCCAUGUUUUUUUGUCACAGUGGCACAGCAGUUUAAAGAGUUUGAGUUCUGAGGUGUUUUGGUUGUCCUGUUCAGGUGGCAGUGGAUGGGAAGUGUAAAGGGUCGAGCAGGGGAUUGCUGUGGUCUGCAGUGACCUUGUCCCUUGACCCUGGAGGAGUCAGCAAAACAGAGGAUAUCCCUCUGCCUAAACAGCUUGACUAAUUAGGAAUUAAAUAAUCCUGCCUCUGUCUGGAGCUGUAUACUUGCGUGCUGGGCUGUGACUGGGCGUGGUUAAACAUGAGGGGCUGUUCCCUGUGUCAGAUCUGACAGGAACAGCUCCCUCCUUCCAUGUCAACAUAUACAAAAUAUACGUCAGCAGUGCUUGGGUGGAGCUCACCUCUACACCCACAGGUUUCAGCUUUGUGGCAAACUGCCAAUUCCAGAUGUCACUUGUAAAAACAAAAAAAAGGAAAUACAGUGUGUGACAGUGUUGCAUAAAACUCAGGAUCUCCAAGGAAACCUGAAAGCAGAAAGGUUUGGAAAUAGAGCUGUGUCUCUAUACACUAGGUGGGAAGUGCUGCUGUCCUCUCUCUCCCUGGAUUUGAGUUUAUUUUAAUAUUAAGUUGUUGACUUGAGCAAAAACAUUAAAGCUGGAAUUAGGAUUGGUGAUACUCACCUGAAGUGUGUCCUUUCUGGCAGUUUCUUGGUUAAAAACUGGGCUGUAC
This is a messenger RNA of Prinia subflava (tawny-flanked prinia), 2386 nucleotides long. RefSeq names its product nei like DNA glycosylase 2 (gene NEIL2). Gene Ontology annotation, molecular function: DNA N-glycosylase activity; damaged DNA binding; zinc ion binding. Bases 388 to 1512 code for a protein of 374 amino acids. The transcript is spliced from 4 exons. The record is from RefSeq and is a predicted model, not a curated record. Lineage: Eukaryota; Metazoa; Chordata; Aves; Passeriformes; Cisticolidae. Gene Ontology annotation, biological process: base-excision repair.